GUACGUGCGGUGGGUGGCAGAAUGUUUGCCCCUUCCAGAGCAGCAGAACCGCUUGCCCGGGCUCCUGGAGCAGCUCGUGAAGAUGUUCUUGAGCGACAAGAGGUACCACCAGGACCCGAGGUUCGUGAACCACUGCGUUAAGCUGGCGGAGUUCAUCACUUCUCCUUGCCAGUAUUUUGACUACCUGUACGGACAGGGAAUUGGUGCCAAGGCAUCCGACUUCUAUGUUGCUUGGGCUCAGCAGCUCGUAAACGAAGGCAACGUGCAGUGUGCGGGAGCUGUCCUCCAGAAAGGGCUCCACAACCAGGCACAGCCACGAGAAACCUUGCAACAGCUGCACUGCUGGCUGCAGAAUUACGAUCCUCGGAAUCUUCCUUUGCAAGGUGCUGCUCUCACAAAACCACUUCAAACUUCACAUGCUGCAAAUCAAAUGGCUCCUCGAAAAAGUGUUUCAAAGCUCGAUGACCCAGUGUACGCUUGCAAAAAUCAGGGUCCUGAUUCUGCUGGUGCCCAGUCCUGUUCUUCUGGUGGAAGAGAAGAAGUAAAGUACAUUACGUACAUCUCCAAAUCUGAAAUUCUUCCGAAGUCGUUGCCCACUGUUGUCGAGUGUGAGCAGGUUGCGAUGUACGACAAAAACCUGCUGCUGUGUGAAGGCUCUGAGCUUUCCUUCGAGGAGCUACGAGCCAAGAGAUACUUCAAGAAAUACGAGCGCCUCAGAAGACAGCAAGAAUGGGAAGAAGAAGAGAGAGACUCCAGAAGGAAAAAAGAGUCCGCUGUCCUCGAACUGCAAGCCCUGCAGCAGAAGCUGGAACAGCUCACCCAGCUCACCAAAAGCUUGGAGGAAACUAGACUGGAACCAGCAUCUGCCACAUCCGCUGAACCGGAUAAGAUGAAGAUGGUGCAUCCACGUGUGACGCCCAGCGCAGCUCUCCAGCAGAACUGGACGGCAUCUGGUCAAAGCUCAGGAGGUGUGGUGCCAAACCAGCCUCGAUCGAGUGCUUCGUCAUCUGCCGCCCUUACGCUGCCCUCGGUGAAACCCAGUGGCCACUGGAUGACAUCAGCCUCCCUGUGGGAAGCAGCGUAUCAGAAGGAUGCGGUCAAAGCUCAGCUGGAGCUCGGAGAAGUCCAGAAGAGCGUGUUACACCCUUCAUUCCAUAACGUUUCGGCUCGGGAGCAGGCACGUCCUGACUCUUGGAGCGCUGGAGAGCAGCACCCUACCGUGAGAUCCGCUGGACUGCCGGCUGCUGCGGAUGUGCAAGAAGCAUCUAGAGUUGGAAACUCUUCCUUCGCUUCUGGAAAUGCUUCUCAAGCCACCCCGAACACCUCGCUGGGAGGAGCGAUGCAGGCAACACCGUUCAAGGUCCAACCUUCACCCACAGUCCAUACGAAGGAAGCGUUGGGAUUUCUCAUGGAUAUGUUUCAAACACCCAUCUUGCCUGAACCGUCUCCUCUUGAAGAAAGCGAGGAGCAAUUUGAAGUCUUCUGCAGAAAAAGUGAGCCUGAUGGAAGUCUGAAAGCUAAUAUUGUUGCCCCUGUCGUGCCUGCGUUUUCCAUCUUUGAAGAUGAGAAUGAAAAAGAGAACGGCGGGAUCCUGCAGCACAAGAACAAGCCAGAAGAGCCCAGAACUGUUGGAGAACGUCCCUUGGCUGACUGUACAGAAGAAACAGGGACACCAGAGUUCUUGAGGGAUGACUAUACAGUGUGGAAUGUACCGAGCAGUAAUAAAACGUUAGCUCCCAGUCCAAACAACACGAGAGACUUUGCACGAGCUGCCCAGCUUGUGUCAACACCGUUUAAUUACCUGUCGGCACGUUCACGCCAAGCUUUGGAGAACAAAGCCUGUGGGGAUGACUCGCCGCAAAUGGACCUGGAGUUUUCUGAAGAACUGCACAAGCAGACAAAAACUAAGAAGCUAAGCCCUGCUCUUGAACGCGUUGCAGAACAAGGAGAGCUUCAAGGAUAUGUCUUGAAACAGGGAAAUGGAAUUCAAGGAACUGCUACAGCUGCUUCUCAAAGACUACACGAGCAGAAUGCCACGAGCGGAACCGAAUAUUCGUCGUCUGUUGGGGUGGACAAAGCUUCCCACGAAAAGCUCUCUGGAGCUGGGCAGGACAGGAUAGCCCGGAGUGUUAGAGCUGCAGUCCUUGUUGAGAACCCUUGGGAUAAGGAAUUGAUUUGCAAAUUCUUAUCAGAGCUUCCUAAACCACUCCACACCUAUGCCAACUACUUUGAGUGGAAAUCUGCUCUUCCGUCCAUCAAACUGAAGACUCAACUCCCACUGGGUUCCAGCUCGUUCCAUGUGGACUGCUUGGUUGGAGAGGGAGCUUUUGCUCAAGUCUAUCAGGCUUCCAUUCUGGAUGCAAGUAACCCUAGAAACAAUCAGAAAGUGGUAUUCAAGGUCCAGAAGCCUGCCAACCCCUGGGAGUUCUAUAUAGCAACACAACUGGUAGAAAGGCUCGAUCCAAGCGUACGCCAUCUCUACAUCCACUUUUAUUCUGCUCACUUCUUUCAAAAUGGAAGCAUUUUGGUCGGUGAGCUCUACAACUACGGAACGUUGCUGAAUGCCAUAAACAUUUACAAAAAGCUUCCGGAGAAGGUGAUGCCUCAGGCACUUGUAAUCUACUUUGCUGUAAAAAUUCUUUAUAUGGUGGAAGAGCUCCACAGCUGCAAAAUCAUUCAUGGUGACAUCAAGCCUGACAAUUUCAUACUUGGAGAAAGGUUUCUGGACAACGAUACGUGUGACAUAGAUGGUCUCUCUCACGGCUUGACGCUCAUUGACUUGGGGCAGAGUAUAGACAUGAAACUGUUUCCUGAAGGAACGGCGUUUACUGCAAAGUGUGAGACAUCUGGGUUCCAGUGUAUUGAAAUGCUGACACAGAAACCAUGGAACUAUCAGACGGACUACUUUGGCAUCGCAGCCACGGUCUACUGCAUGCUCUUCGGUACCUACAUGCAAGUGAAGAACGAAAACGGCGUCUGGAAGCCUGAAGGAGCCUUCAGAAGGCUUGCCAACGCUGAAGUGUGGAAAGAGUUCUUUGAGAGCAUGCUGAACAUCCCCCAGUGCCACAGCCUGCCCGCCCUGGGCGCUUUGCGCCAAAAGCUGAAGGAUUUAUUUUGCAAGUCGUACGCAAAGGAGAUCAAGUUCCUUCGUAACAGACUCGUCGUGUUGCUCAUCGAGCACAAGCGGUCGCGGAAAUAA
Tauraco erythrolophus (red-crested turaco) is the source of this 3199-nucleotide messenger RNA. The record is from RefSeq and is a predicted model, not a curated record. NCBI's taxonomy places the organism in Eukaryota, Metazoa, Chordata, Aves, Musophagiformes, Musophagidae.